UCAUUUCCGCCAAGCAGAAAAUGGCUAAGAAUCCUACCAUUCCUUGGCUCAUAGCACCAUCUCUCUUCCUCUUCCUGACUCAUGGCAUCCAGUGUUUCUUCUUGCCCAAUGCCACCCAUUUGGAAAGCAUCCUUAAUCAAUACCAAGGUGGGCAACCACACUCAAGGGCCAAGAGAUCAAUUUCCAGAAAUGACCGAGAUGAAAUCCUAAUGCUUCAUAAUAAAUUGAGAGGUGAAGUCUACCCUUCAGCAUCCAACAUGGAAUACAUGAGAUGGGAUGAAGAACUGGAGAGAUCGGCCGAAUCUUGGGCUCACCAAUGCAUCUGGGACCAUGGACCUGCCAGCCUCCUGCCAUCCAUCGGCCAGAAUUUGGCUGUUCACUGGGGAAAGCAUCGUUCUCCUGGUUUCCAUGUCCAGUCUUGGUACGAUGAAGUAAAAGAUUAUACCUACCCAUAUCCCCAUGAAUGCAGCCCUUGGUGUCCCGACAGAUGUACAGGACCCAUGUGCACACAUUACACACAGAUGGUCUGGGCUACAACCAACAAAAUUGGCUGUGCUAUUAAUGUCUGCAAGAGGAUGGACGUAUGGGGCGAAGUGUGGGAAAAUGCAGUGUAUUUGGUCUGCAACUAUUCUCCCAAAGGCAACUGGAUUGGAGAAGCCCCAUAUAAAAAUGGCAGAUCGUGUUCUGAAUGCCCACCAAGCUAUGGAGGAGGAUGCCGGGCUAACCUCUGUUAUAAAGAAAAAGUAGUUGAAAAACCUGAGACGGAUCGGGCAAAUGAAGUGGAGAUACAAAAGGUUCCUGACAGAAUACAGCCCAAAUCUGUAAAACCUGCAAAGGAAAAGAAACCCGCGGAGGUGACCUACAUGACCCAGGUGAUCAAGUGCGACACCAAAAUGAGGGAUACAUGCCGAGGAUCCACAUGCAACAGGUAUCUGUGUCCAGCUGGCUGCUUGAACAGUAAAGCAAAAGUAUUUGGAUUCCCCAACUACGAAAGUGCUUCCAGUAUAUGUCGAGCAGCUAUUCAUUCUGGAGCAUUAGAUAAUAGAGGAGGCUUAGUAGAUAUUACUAGGAAAGGAAGAUCAGACUUCUUUGUAAUGUCUCUAAGAAACGGCGUUCGGACACUCAGCAAACACAAGCCUUCCAACGGUUUUGCUGUGUUGAAGGUUACAGUGCAGACUUUGGAUUGUUACACCACAGUAGAGGAACUGUGUCCAUUCAAGAAACCCACCACUCAUUGCCCAAGGUCUUACUGUCCAGCUUACUGCAAAAAUGAACCAAACCACUGGGCUACAGUAUAUGGCACAAACAUAUAUGCAGAUAAUUCCAGCAUCUGCAAAGCUGCUGUGCAUGCAGGAGUCAUUGGAGACAGUUCCGGCGGUUACGUAGACGUGAUGCCGGUUGAUAAGAAGAAAGUCUACAAUGGAUCUUUGAGGAACGGGAUCCGAUCUGAAAGCUUAAAGAGUCCCAGGGAAGGAAAAGCUUUCCGAAUCUUUGCAGUGAGGCAAUAAUUUUUCCAAGACGGCGGGACUCUUUGUGGAAAGAGACUGCAGCAUUGGGUGCUUCUCCUGGGGUGAGAGAGGUUUGCCCCAACUUGGACCACGAUGAAGCCCUCUAAACUCAUCUUCUUUUGGAGAAAAGAA
Molecule: messenger RNA, 1640 nt
Organism: Protobothrops mucrosquamatus (brown spotted pit viper)
Lineage: Eukaryota; Metazoa; Chordata; Lepidosauria; Squamata; Viperidae
Gene: CRISPLD2
Product: cysteine rich secretory protein LCCL domain containing 2
Exons: 14
Coding region: 21-1508 (495 amino acids)
Cellular component (GO): extracellular region
Source: RefSeq, a predicted model, not a curated record